Molecule: messenger RNA, 3516 nt
Organism: Lates calcarifer (barramundi perch)
Lineage: Eukaryota; Metazoa; Chordata; Actinopteri; Centropomidae
Gene: pla2g3
Product: phospholipase A2 group III
Biological process (GO): arachidonate secretion; phospholipid metabolic process
Molecular function (GO): A2-type glycerophospholipase activity
Source: RefSeq, a predicted model, not a curated record
GUCUGUCGGUCUGUCAGAGGGUGAGUCAGGGAGUGAGGCAGUGAUCUGUUGUAGUUGUGAGGGUGAGACAGCCUCUCCGCCUCCCCGCUGCGCCGCCAUGACGCACAUCGCUCCACUUGUUACUGUCAUUUUAACAGCAUCACUCCUGAGGUGGACGGCUGCACAAGCCUCCAUCCUCUGCUCCUGGACUAAAGUUUUGCCUGACGGAGAAGUGCACUACAGCUUUCUCCGGCAGGACUCUCCAUCCGCGCGGCUCUACCACAGCGCCUGGUCCGGGGAGCGCGCUCUGCUCGGCUGCUCUUGGAGCGAGGACGCGUCAGUGAUCCAGAACUAUUUGUCUCUGUGCCUGGAGCGCGCGCAGGAGUUUUCCGAUCAUCCGGAUGAAAAUUUCCAUUUGGACUCGCUGUUCGAUGAGGGGGGGCAGCAGUGCGUCUCUGCGGCCGAGCUCGGGUAUCACUCAGGGAAGAGGCCGGUGAGGAGCGCUGGUGGUCUCCUCACGGCCCAGAAUAGUCAAGGUCAAGAUGAAAGGUCAGAGGUCAGGAGCCAUGUGCGCGUGAAGCGCGGUUUUAUUGUACCUGGGACUCUCUGGUGCGGCUCCGGCAACAAGGCGCCAUCAUAUGCAGAUUUAGGGGUUUUUGCAGACACAGACAGCUGCUGCCGGGAACACGACCAGUGCAAACACACCAUCCUGUCCUUCCACUCAGAGUUUGGUGUCUUCAACACCAACAUCUUCACCAUGUCCCACUGUGACUGUGACAACAAGUUUCGUACCUGCCUGAGGGAGGCGAAUGACAGCAUAUCAGAUGUGGUGGGAUACACCUUCUUUAACCUGCUGAAGAUGCACUGCUUUGAGUUCUCCCAUCGACUCCAGUGUACACAGAGAAACUGGUUUGGAAUGUGUAAGGAGACUAAAAUGGCUCUGUAUGCAGAGGUUCAUCCACCCACACUGUACGAGUCUGUGAAUCCAACACAGUCCAGCAUGAACAGCACCAUCUCCAUCAUCAACACCACCAUACCUGCAGAACUCCCAGAGAGCAGCACAUCAGACCCGCAGCUCAUCUCCAUCACCGCUGCUGCAUCCACCUGUCCCUACACCUUUACGAGUUCACCCUCAGCCUCCAUCACUGCCGUUACCGACGUCACUACCUCCACAGUCACAAACACAUCAGAGAGGCCUGCAGCAUCAGUACCCGAGGGUGGAGAUGACCUGGAGAACACUUUACCCACCAGAAACCAAACUGUGACCGAGCAGGACGCAGAUAUCACAGAGAUGCAGCUGUCAUGUGGGGUCUAUAAGGAUCUUGACAAGUGCAGGAACAAGAUCCUUCCUCAGCAGAGGAGAUUUGGCCUCCACAACCCAGAGCCCAGGACGCUGUACCACUGCAACUGUACCAGCAGAUUAUUCCAGACCUUGGCUCAACAGAGACAACUGACCGAAGUACAGGCUCUUCUGCUUGGACACGUGUCUCAGUCUUGCUUCCUGCCACAGGACUGCACAGCAGGAAAAAUUUGUGCAGCAGUUCUGGUGAGAGCAGAUCUCCCUCAGCUGGACUGGAGGAGUGGUGCAGAGGUGGAGGAGCAGCGCCAUCUGCAGGCAGUGAAGCUGAAGGUCAGGAGGCCAAACACAAGGAGAGCGAAAAGAAAAGACCGAGCUGUGAGGCUUCACAAACUGUGUCUCCGGAUGACCCGGCCCAGACGAACAAACAAGACCAGAACACAUGGUCCAAAUACUCCACGGCCUGUUACAGAGACUCAAAGUGUUUGAUAUUAAAUAGAAACAGAAGUAAAUAAUCAUCUGAAUAGUUUAUUCCAGGUCAUUUCUGUUUAAUCACUGUGAGAUGUCUUCUCCCUAAAGUCCAGACUUUACUUAAUGCCACUUUUUAUCUCCAAAAAUGAAUAUCAUUUAUUUAUGCAUCAAGGAAACGCACCAUUCAAAGGAGUAAUAUGUUAAAGUGAGGAUAUUCAUUUACAAUAUGGCCACAAGAUCUUAAAAGAGAAAACAUCUGAUCAGAAUUUAGACAAAGAAGAUUUAAAGAAGCCCCGUAAACAUCUUAUUUAUUUAAUGAUGAACACUUUGGGUCCUCAGUAGAUAUUAUAGUAUUUAUAUUGUUAGACCAGAGAUGGAGUGAAAUCAGAAUAAGAUCAAAGAAAACUUCUCCUAAAGUAUCAUAAACCUUUUUGUGUGUCAGCAGCAGAAAGCUCAGGUGUAACUAAUAGUAAUCAUGACUGCGUUUCAUUCAGUUGUGAGCUGAUCUGCAGGCUGCCUCAGGUGAUUAGUUACACCUGGGCUUUUCCUGCCUUGACAAAUCAAGAUAUCUGCCAUGAAAAAGAUCUGUUGUUUUAUAUCAGUGGCUGUUUUUGCUCAGAAUAUAAAAACAAUCCAGGUCUGCACUAAUUCCCCUACAGGACUGCAGCCCCCGCUGACGACACCGAGGUCACUUUUAUCUGGGGGUUUUAACUCCUCCACAGUUUUUUAAGGACUUUUUCUGAUCUUCUUUGGAGUCAGUAUCUUUAAAUGUAACUGUUUUUAGCUGUAAAGAUGAGGUAAAUUUGAAUUCAACUAAAGGAUUUAGUAUUUUUCCAUCUUUUAAACAUACAGUAGUCAAACAUUUCUAGGCUUCACCAGGGAAAGUCAUACUCCUGACCUCAGUACGUCUAAAAUCAUGGCUGCAGUCCUGCUCCUCAGUCUCUGUUAAUGAGGUUUCAGCACUUGUUGUUGUUGUUGUAAAUAUUUGUACUUUACUGUAAGAGUUGUGGACAGAAAAUGCUAAUUAUGUUGUUAGCGCAGCAAUGAAAAAUGAAAGGCCUCUGUGAUGUAAAUAUCUGUACAUAGGAAACACAUUGUGAAAUAUUUUGUUUAUGACGUGAGGAAAUGACUGAUUAAGGAAUAGUUUGAUGUUUUGGAAACAGGCUCAUAUGUUCUUGAUGGAAGACUUUGUUACCGGUGUCUGUGCUGCAAAUAUGAGGACAGAGUCAGUAGCAGUUAGCUUAGCUUAGCAUAAUGGCUGGAACCAGCAGGAAACAGUUAGCCUGGCUAUGUUUAAAAGUAAAAUAACUGACCUAAUUAACACUUUAUAUGUCAUUUAUCUAAUCUCUACAAACUGAAGUGUAAAAUGUUAUGAAGUUAUGGGUUUACUGAGGUUAUGAGUGGAACUAUUUCUCGGCCGGAGGUAGUGACUUCCCUUCAUUAACUUUCCAGGCAUGAAAGUUAUAAACACAAAAAGCCACAGUUCUCAGUUUUUACUCCUUAGUUUUUUAAAGGAGUAAACAAACCAGAUAUAAUGAGCUAGCUAGUGGGUUUUAAGGUACUGGUGGCUGGGCUUUGUUGUCCUUGGACAGAACCAGGCUAACUGUUUCCCCCUGCUUCCAUUCUUUAUGCUAAGCUAAGCUAACUGCUUCCUGGCUGCAUAUUUAAUGGACAGAUAUGAGAGUGGUAUCAAGUGUUCCAGCUAAAAAACUGACUCAGCAUGUUUCUGAAAAUGUUGAACUAUUUAUUUUAAGUGUAAAAGUUUUUUU